UUGCAGUUUUUGACCGGGCAACACCACCACCACCAAAACAAAAAUUUAAUUCAAUUUGUUUGUGAAAUAUGGAGUUCCUACUUGCCGAUCCAGCCAUGAAGAUCAUCAUCGAGGGAGCCAAGGAGUGCUUCCUGCCGCCACCGGAGAAACGUGAACCAAAUUAUUUGGACAAUCUGCAUAUAAUAUUCUUCGAACAGAUCUUCGAGACGAUCGACAACCUCAGCGAUCAGGUGCGCAUGGCCCGGGCGUAUCCGCAGUUCUUAUCAAAUAUCCUCAAGAUCUGGCAGAAGCGUUUGGACAUGAUUGUCGGACCGAAUACGGCCUUUUUGGGCCUGCUGGAUAUCGAGGACUAUGUGUUCUUUAUGGAUCACAUGGCCGAUCGUUUCAGAGAGCUGCACGUCCAUGCGGAUGGCGUGGGUUCGUUUGCGCAGUUCUUCGACUAUAUACGACAUCUGCACGAUGUAAAUGUCACAUGUUUGCCCGGCGUGGAGACCUGUGUGCUGGCCGGCAAUCCCAAUACCGUGAUCGACGAUGACAUCCGAGAUCUCACACUAAUGAUACCCAAUCUGCGGCGUUUGACCAGCUGCAUGAACAUCUCGGGUGGGUAUAUCUGGUGUUUCCAGAAGCUCGAGGAGCUCGUCUUCCACUCGAUGUACCACUCGCUGCCGCUGGACAGUCGCUGGAUACAGGAGAUCUGCCUGAGCAUGACCCAGCUGCGGGUCCUGGACAUCACCGAUCACUUCGACAGCGGCGUACGCCUUACGGGCAUCAAGCUGCCGAAUCUGGAGGUGCUCAAGAUCAAUCUGAGCAGCGUCGAGUGCAUGAUACCGGACGUACUGCAGUUGCCGAAACUCAAAAAGCUGGCCGUGCGCUUCGAUGACUCGCGCCAGCUGCACGCCGAUCAGGAGACCAUUUUCCAGCAGAUUGUUGUGGCCAAAAGCGAGUCCAUCAGCCGCAUAGCCCUCAACAAUGAGGUGGUGCAACUGCCGCCGCGCUGGCAUCAGAGUUUGCUGGUGGAACUGCCGCAGCUGAGGAAAUUGGUGUGCGAGAACUGGUACCACGACGAUUUCUUCCUGGACUGCCAGCACAUACCGUGCCCCCAGAUGGAGGUCCUUAGCUUCAGUGGCUGGGAGAUAGUGCGCGAAUAUCAGCUGCUGGAAAUGGUGGCCGAGUGCACAAGUCUGCAGCAUCUGGCCCUGAACGGCUACCACAGCAAUGCGGCCCGACUGAGCAAACUGGUGCAGAUACGCAGGGAGGAGAAGAACGCCCAGCCCCUGCAGGUCUUCAGCGACAUCAUGUGGACCACUCUGAUACCCGAGGAGUACCAGAAAUGGUCCGCCGACAAGUACGUUCAGGCCACCUGCGAUGGCAGCGAAUACGACUACCAGGAGGAUGGUUUCGAGUUCGAUUUUGCUUAGAAAAGCCCCCCACUUCAGAUUGUACAUAUUUUUGUUUCAUUUUUAUUAUUGUAAAUACACAUCACACGCAUCUCGAAAA
Drosophila miranda is the source of this 1497-nucleotide messenger RNA. RefSeq lists its product as uncharacterized. The transcript has a single exon. The record is from RefSeq and is a predicted model, not a curated record. Lineage: Eukaryota; Metazoa; Arthropoda; Insecta; Diptera; Drosophilidae. Bases 69 to 1418 code for a protein of 449 amino acids.